AUGGAUCAGCGCAUGGGUAGUAAUAUUCAGGGGCCAUCGUUGAUCAAAGUACCUGGCUGGGUGAAAGAUCCGCUGGGUGCGUAUUACCUGUAUUUUGCAGAUCACCGUGGCAGCUAUAUCCGUAUGGCCUAUGCCAAUUCAUUGACCGGUCGUGACGCACCACUGUACGCGCACAUUGCGUCGCCUGAUGUCCAUGUGCGCGAAGACCUCCAACAAAUCGUGAUGUAUCUGCAUGGCAGAGAUGAAGGCAAACAGCUCACUCGCCUGGCCGUUUCUGGAGAUGGCAUUCAUUUCGAGGGUAAGUCAGAGGUGUUGGGUCGCCCUUAUUUUCGGGUGAUCAAUCAUGAGGGCUACUACUACGCUAUGAGUAUGCCCGGUUAUCUGUAUCGCUCGCAAAAUGGCUUGAGCGAGUAUGAAGCCGGACCACGUUUCUUUUCAGAUGACAUGCGCCACUCGGCGUUGUUGAUUCGCGAUGGCUUGCUGCAUGUUUUUUACACUCAGAGGGGCGAUGCGCCUGAACGCAUUCUGCUUGCAACAAUUGAUAUGGCCGGCGACUGGCUGAAAUGGCAGGCCUCAGCGCCGAUCGAAGUUCUGCGCCCCGAGACUGUUUGGGAAGGUGCUAACCUGCCUAUUGAAGCUUCGCGCGCUGGGUAUGUGAAUGUGCCAGUCAACCAAUUGCGGGACCCGGCUGUCUACCAGGAGAAUGGGGAAAGCUAUUUGUUGUAUGCCGUAGCCGGUGAAGGCGAUUUUAGGGACCAAGAGCUGAUGGCCUGGUAUAAAGAUCCAUUGCUCUUUUUUCUGCUGGUCGGCACCGUCAUUUUCGCGUUCUCUCAGUGGGCUUCGCAAAAAGAUGGUGAGUACAACAUUGUCGUUGGCGAAGCAGACAUUCAGCGCCUGAAAGACCAGUGGUCCAUGCAGAUGCGACGGCCGCCGAACAGCCAGGAACUGAAAGGUCUGGUCGAUCAGUUUAUCAAAGAAGAAAUUUACUAUAGAGAAGCUAUGCGUUUGGGGCUGGACGCAAACGAUACUAUUGUGCGGCGACGCAUGGUGCAGAAGCUGACCUUUCUGACCGAGGACAUCGCCACCUCAGGGGCGUUCACUGAAGAGGCGCUGCGAGCCUUCUAUCAGGACAACCUGAGCACCUACCGGCUGGCUGAUCAGUACAGUUUCAAACAUCGAUAUUUUUCCGAAGACCGGCGCGAUAACGCCCGGGUAGAUGCUGCAGCCGCGCUUGCGGACAGUACAAUUACAGGUGACCCAUUUAUGCUGCAACGGCAAUACGCGCUGCGUUCUGAGCGCGAAAUUGGUGAUCUGUUUGGGCGCGAGUUUGCAGCAAGCCUGGUUAAUAUGCAGCCGCAGGAUAUUUGGCAGGGGCCAAUUCAGUCCGCCUACGGCUGGCACGUGAUCCUUCUGACUGACAAAAGGUCUGCCUCGGUACAAUCCUUUACAAGCGUACGUGGACGCGUCCUGGGCGAUGCUCAGCAGGCAGCGCGCGAUGAUGCCAACACUCGCUAUUUUGAAGAACUGCGAGCGCAAUACAACAUUGUUUAUGCUGAUCCAGUCCCUUAA
Molecule: messenger RNA, 1569 nt
Organism: Symbiodinium necroappetens
Lineage: Eukaryota; Dinophyceae; Suessiales; Symbiodiniaceae
Source: the annotation of a GenBank genome assembly